Messenger RNA from Hemicordylus capensis (graceful crag lizard), 1782 nucleotides. RefSeq names its product kelch like family member 42 (gene KLHL42). The record is from RefSeq and is a predicted model, not a curated record. Gene Ontology annotation, molecular function: protein binding. NCBI's taxonomy places the organism in Eukaryota, Metazoa, Chordata, Lepidosauria, Squamata, Cordylidae. Bases 221 to 1735 code for a protein of 504 amino acids. The transcript has 3 exons.
CCAGCCUUGCCUUUUUAGGGCUUUUUCUUGGCUCUGAGAGAAGUUGCAAAGCACAGCUGGGAUCACUCUGACUCCAUCCGCACACCCUCGCCUAGUCCCUGCGUGUUCCCUCCCAGCUUCCUCUUCCCUACCGGGCUGUGGGAGGGGAAAGGAAGGAGGACCGAGGAGGGGGAGGAGCGUGGCGCUUUCAGCUGCGGCUGCGGGGGAGCAGCGGUGGGUGAUGUCCCGGACGCAGCAGCAAGAACAGGAUGGAUCUCGUGGGGGACUGGAGGAAGACAAGGAAGAGGAGGAGGAGGAGGAAGAAGUCGUGCAGAUCCGGCUGGGCGACAGGUGCUUCCCGGUGUGCAAGAGGAAGCUGAUCGAGCAGAGCGACUACUUCCGAGCCCUGUACCGCUCCGGGAUGCAGGAGGCACAAGGGCAAGGCCCGGAAGUGCAGCAGCUGCGCGGGGGACUCAGCGCCCUGGGCUUGGAGCUGGUGUUGGACUUCAUCAACACUUCCUGCCUGGCUAGGCUGGAACGAGAGGCGGAGCCCCCCCUGCUGGAGGAGCUGAUCGAGGCAGCUUCUUAUUUGCAGGUCACUCCCCUCCUGCGCCUGCUCCUCUCCCAGGUAAAGUUGGCAAAUUGCCUAGAGCUCCACCACCUGGCUCAGAUCUAUGGCCUUCAGGACCUGCAGGAUGCGUGUCUCGCCUUCAUGGCUGGCAACUACCACCAGGUGCUUCGCAGGCCCGAGGCCCGGCCUCAUCUCCUCCUGCCCAGUGCCCUACGACAGCAACUGAUGGAGAGGCGCAUGAAAGGUGUUGCAGCCUUGGUGGCCAUUGGGAACUUUAUAGGGCCCUGUUCCCUGGGCUGGCACCCCCAGGAGGACUCACCCUGCUCUAUGUUGCGGUAUGAUGAGGUUGCCCAGAGGUGGCGGCCACUGCUGAACAACCUGCCUCCCGACCUGGUGAAUGUCCAAGGUUAUGGGUCAGUGGUGUUGGAUAACUACUUGUUCAUUGUUGGGGGCUACCGCAUCACUAGCCAGGAGAUAUCAGCUGCCCACUGCUACAAUCCAUGCCUGAAUGAGUGGAGUCAGAUGGCUUCAAUGAACCAGAAAAGGUCAAAUUUUAAGCUUCUGGCUGUCAGUGGAAAACUCUAUGCCAUUGGUGGGCAAUCCCUCUCCAAUGUUGAGUGCUACAACCCAGAGCAUGACUGGUGGAACUUCGUGGCAUCUUUACCAAGCCCCCUUGCAGAAUUCUCAGCAUGCGAGUGCAAGGGUAAGAUUUAUGUCAUGGGAGGCUACACAACAAGAGACCGAAACUUGAACAUCUUGCAGUACUGUCCCACCUCUGAUAUCUGGACUAACUUUGAAUUGUGUGACAUCCACAUUCGCAAGCAGCAGAUGCUAUCUGUCGAAGAAACCAUUUAUAUUGUUGGAGGUUGCAUCCAUGAUCUGGGAUCAAACAAAAAAUCUGGCCAGAAUGAGGACAUGUUGACAGUACAGUCUUACAAUACUGCCACCAGAGAAUGGCUCUACCUCAAAGAAAACACGUCAAAAUCGGGUCUUAAUUUGACUUGUACUCUCCACAACGAUGGGAUCUAUAUACUGACCAGGGAUGUCACACUGUCUACAAGCUUGGAACACCGGGUUUUUCUGAAGUACAACAUCUUUUCAGAUAGUUGGGAAUCCGUUAGGCACUUCCCAACCUUCGGACAAAACAUGUUAGUUUGUUCUAUGUAUAUGCCACAACUGACCUGAGUGUAAACAGAGCUGUUUAAUUUUUUCCAUAAACAUCAUUAAAUUUU